GAUGCAUCUUUGAGGUUUGCUGGAUCGUACCUCAAUACCGUGCAAGAAAAUUACAAAAUAAACGACUAACGAAAAAGUAUUCAGCAUACAACCCCGAGAUGCAGGAGAUUAUCCGCUCCGAAUUCAAGUACCGCCGCCAUCAUCACGGUUGCCCAUAGACUAUCCAGUUUUCGGAACUUUGAUCAUGUUGCGGUGUCGAAUACGGGUCGUCUCGUGGAAUUCGGAAAGCUGGGAGAUUUGUUAGAGAUUCCCACUACUAAUUUCUCAAGGUUGUACGGAGCAAAGGCUCGAUGCUAUAUUGGCUACGGAGCGUAUGAGACAUUGCUUCUUGCCGAUUGAGUCACUAAUGUUCCUCGCGCCAACAACUGCUUCUGGGUUACACCAACCACAUAUCACUAUCAAUUCACCUAUAUUGCGCAUGUUGGGAACCCUAUCUAUAAUCGAGACGGCUCUUAUACCUAGAGACCGACUUUCUAUGACGAAGUGCACUUCUCUCGUGUGUCAAUCUGUCGGAGCCUGCACUUGAUAGGAUUUUGUCUAGAGCUAGUCGGAAUGUUAGUGUCACAUCGGGACAAAGGGAGGUGGUGAGAGUAAUCAGCUCGCGCUUUAUCUCCCACUGUAGGUAUUGCGCGUACGCGUGCAUGGUUUCGUGAACUUUGCUCCACCAGCCUCGGCUUGUCAACAGGGAGCGCAAGGUUGACUGCCUAUUCCAGCUCUAGCCGAUCUUAUCCAAGAAGAUCCCAGGCGGGCGGUAAGGAGUUUGUGUUGGAUAGUUAUCUCCGGCAUAACGGCCGUCAUUACAGCAUCCAUUGACAUGUCAUAUGUAGUACUGCGGUCGGAACUUCGGAACGAGCUUGUAGCUGUGUGUGUCAUUA
This is a messenger RNA of Truncatella angustata, 875 nucleotides long. RefSeq lists its product as uncharacterized. Bases 314 to 526 code for a protein of 70 amino acids. Lineage: Eukaryota; Fungi; Ascomycota; Sordariomycetes; Amphisphaeriales; Sporocadaceae. The record is from RefSeq and is a predicted model, not a curated record. The transcript has a single exon.